This is a messenger RNA of Branchiostoma floridae (Florida lancelet), 1831 nucleotides long. Its product is annotated as 2-hydroxyacylsphingosine 1-beta-galactosyltransferase-like. Gene Ontology annotation, molecular function: UDP-glycosyltransferase activity. The record is from RefSeq and is a predicted model, not a curated record. The coding region runs from base 225 to 1799 and encodes 524 amino acids. The transcript is spliced from 5 exons. Lineage: Eukaryota; Metazoa; Chordata; Leptocardii; Amphioxiformes; Branchiostomatidae.
AGUGGUACAGUCUAAGUAAGCACCAUGCUGAUCUCUCCUAAACAAGAUAUUUACGGUUCUGCCCUUAGGUCGACUGUGUGUGUUCACAACAACAGCACCUAGAUCCUGGAAAGGUGUCCAAGGAUAAGGAAAGUCGUUAUAGGAAAAAAACUCAAUACGGAAAGUAGUGAACAUCAGUAAGAAGAUUACCAAUUCUCAGGUUUUGGAAGCACUGCUCAGACGAGAUGACACUGUGUAUACAAGUUCUGUUGGUCGGCACUCUGUUACAGGCGGUGUUGUCCGCCCGCAUCGUGCACCUGGUGCCGCCUUACAGCCGAGGGAGUCACUUCUCCGUGGCGUCCCGAGUGGCCGAGGGUCUGGCUGACCGAGGGCACGACGUAACCAUGGUGUUACAAGGGGACGGUUACAGAGGCGUCAGUCACAAAUACCGCGUUGAGAAGACCAAAUCAGCCUUCACCGAAGACGCAAAGGAGGCCAACUUCCAGGACUUUCUUUCUCACACUCUCGCCGGUCAGUACGACUCGGACAUGGUGUCCAAACUCUUCGGACACAUGGUAGACGAAUGCCAAGCGAUGCUUAACGACGAGGACCUUUUCCAGACCAUGAAUUCUUCCAUGUUCGACCUUGCAGUUAUCGACCCGUUCAACUUCUGUCCGUACAUCUACGUCCAGCGGCUGGGGGUCCGUUUCGUGGUGUUGGACGCCACCCCGGCGUUUUUUAGCGGGCGGAACGCCUACCUGCCCUCUCCGCCGACGUACGUCCCCGCCCUGUCCUCCCAGCUCACCGACAAGAUGGACCUACCGGGUCGGCUGAAGAACACGCUGCUGGGGCUGGUGUCGUCCGCUAUGGAUUCUUACAUUCUCUCACUCUUUGAUAAGCUCCGGCUCAUCAAUGGGAUCUGUCCUGACCUGACGUUCGCGCAGAUGAUGAGCAGGGCGGAGUUUUGGAUGUUCCAGUCGGACGUGGCGCUCGACUUCCCCCGCCCGACCAUGCCCAACGUACAGUUCGUCGGGGGCCUGACGGCUCGGCCGGGCAGCCCGCUACCCCAGGAACUGGCUGAGUUCGUAGAAGACUGGGAAGACCACGGCGUGGUAGUGGUGUCCUUCGGCUCGGUCAUAGACAACAUUCCUGACCGGACGCUCCUGGAGAAGCUCGCGGAGGGACUCGCCAGCCUGCACCAGCGGGUCGUCUGGAAGUUCACGGGCGUGCCGCCGUCCAACCUCGGCAACAACACCAAACUCAUGGCCUGGCUGCCGCAGAACGAUUUACUAGCCCACCCUCACACCAGGGCCUUCGUGACCCAUGCGGGAAUCAACGGACUGUAUGAGGCCCUGUACCACGCCGUGCCGGUGGUCGGCCUGCCCAUGUUCGCUGACCAGUUCGACAACAUGGCGCGGAUGGCGGGGAAGGGCAUGGGGAUAACCCUGGACAUCUGGAACCUGCGGCCUGAGCACCUGUCUGCAGCUGUCACCAAAGUCAUCCAGGACAAACGGUACAAGACUACUAUUGACCACUACUCCCGGAUCCACCGUGACCAGCCCCUACUUCCAGUGGACCGUGCUGUGUUCUGGAUCGAGCACGUUCUCCGCAACAAUGGUGGCGACCACAUGCGCCCCCAGGUCUUCAACCUCCCGUGGUACCAACGUUACAUGUUGGACAUCUUUGCCAUCAUUGGCUCUUUCCUUCUAACUUUAUUGUUAGUGGUCACUGUUGCACUGAGAAAAAGUGUGCUGUUGCUCUUCACUUUCGGUAACCUUCUGUGGGUGUCUCUGAAGAACUUGAAGCUAAAAACAGAGUAGUUCACAGUACGUACUAAGAUAACGUGAUGUUC